AUGGCAGAUCACCUCUUCGGUCCAGAGAGGACCCCACCAAAGCCCUUAUUGAUUGAAUACUACGGACCACUCUACGAUGAAAAGAAAUGGUGCGAGUUUCCAGCUCGAUAUGGGUGGGAGAACCCUUCGACUGCGGAUCAACCAGGCCCAUCGUCUAUCCCAUCGGCAUAUUUCUCAGGCAUAGAAUGCUGGCUAUACUUUGGCAUGUUGCACCACAUCUUCGGGCGUGAGCUCAAUCAAUCCGAUUUUCUCCGCGAUGGUGAAGAGGACCGAAAAUACAUAACAACUCAACAUCUGCAUAAAUACGUCGAUAACAGCAAGGACUGGAAAAAGAAAAGACUGGGCGAGCGUACAGUCGAGAUUGUCAAUCUGGUCGCGGAACAGAUCCGCAAUGAACGAAUUGCUAGCUGUGUGAGAGCCGAAAUGGGAUUUCUCAUUCGAAUUCUUUGCACGUCUCUCUGGAACAUUGCGAUCAAAAGAGAUGGGCCUCAGACUGAAAACAUGCACAUACGUAGCUGCAAAGUUGCUGGAAAAUGGGAAUAUCGACGAAUGGUAGCAGAAGGUUGGUGUCCACUUGAAGUGGAAAAGGCUCGCAUGCUUGGAAAUGUACUCUCCCAGGCAUAUCUGCUGCAACUUCCUCGACCUGGCGCUUCUUCAGAGACGCAUAAACUCUGCGCUAAGACAGAGUGCGUGGCGAACAAUAUCAACGAAGACGAAUACUUGACCCGCCAUACACAGGAUGACUGUGAUUGCUCACACAUGUUUGCGGACGUGGAUAAGUUGCAUACUAUUUUGGAGGAAGGUGGUGUACCUCUUGUUGCUAUCACACCAUCAGCCGAGGAUGGAAGUCUCACGAUUGAUGUUGUGAAGAAACGGACUGGCAAGCGCUACGUGUCGAUCUCACACGUAUGGUCAGAUGGAUUGGGAAAUACGAAAGGAAACUCCCUUCCAUCGUGUCAGUUGCAGAUUCUUUUCGAGAAGGCCAGCUUGUUGCUUAAUGAUAAAGAAUACGUUCCUCGAUAUGAAGGUGUAUACGGGCCGCUUCACACAGGGACAGCACGUCUUGCCCACUUCGCUGGAAACUCAGCCAUAUUCAACAAAAAAGACACAGUUUAUCUUUGGAUUGAUACUCUAUGCAUUCCACACCGCCGCGACGUGCGAAAGCUUGCUAUUCAACGCAUUCGAGAGGUAUACCUGAAUGCUUAUCGGACCAUGAUUCUGGACUCGGAGAUGCGACAAAUUGUAUCCAAAGACACAACGAGCGUCGAGUUACUACAAAGGGUGCAGAUCUGUUCUGGCUGGAUGCGCCGUGCAUGGACACUCCAGGAGGGCCUAGCAGCAAAAAGCAGACUAUACGUUCUUUUCAAAGACGGUCCGAUCAACAUUUCCACAAUCGCUGAGGAAACGUUAACGAAAUUGGAAAGAGGCAAAAUUGCACUCCUUCAACGAGAACUGGUAGAAUACAUCAUCGGCACCUGGUUCACAUAUUUCCAACAUUCUAUUACUUAUGCAUCCAAGUUUGAAAAAUUGGUCGACUUUAUGGUCAAACCUGUCAAUAUCAAUGGAUCUCUUGAUCCGAUCAGUCCCAGUCAGAUAGUUGCAUGGAAUUGGUUCAAUCUCGCGAUGCGAGCAGCCACCAGGGCUGAAGAUCGACCGGUUAUCUUGACGGGAAUUUUGAAUCUAGAUCUAAAGAAAGUUCUAGAUGAGAAGGGCUCUGACAAUCGCAUGCGGAAAUUCUAUACACUGCUAGAUGAAUUUCCACAAGAUGUCAUCUUCCAAGAUGGACCUCGUUUUGACGAAGCUGGUUUACGGUGGGCCAUGAAAAGCUGUCAAUAUACUGAUACAAUUCGUUAUCUUGGGUCCGAGUCUGGGAGUCUCAAGCCAGCGGGACUCAAGGUGACUCUUUUCCCAUCGUGGAUAUUUCUGUCCGAUGAUGUGUUCAACCUCAACAAAAGUGAGACCUCUCUGGAUGAAUGGACCAAGGGCUUUGAGGAUACUCCUGAGCAGCUGACUAUACUCUUGACAACCCAAUCGCCAGUCAUGCUGGAGCCCAACACGGAGUACGCGAUCAUUGUAGAUGCGCAAAAGGAAAAGAACAAAACUCCGCCAAGGGUUUAUGAACGCCACUUCAGUAAGAUCGCUUCGGCACUUGUGAAGAAACAGGGAAACAAAUCGCCUUAUGCUGGAUUGUAUGAGAGCCUUGCACAUAUUCAAAGCCUAUCGGACUAUGAGAAGCUACCAAAUGACGGAUACCUGGUGAGGGUUAUUAGAACAGAGAUACAAGAGCGUCCAUGGAUCAUUGGAUAG
Penicillium malachiteum is the source of this 2307-nucleotide messenger RNA. RefSeq lists its product as uncharacterized. The record is from RefSeq and is a predicted model, not a curated record. The coding region runs from base 1 to 2307 and encodes 768 amino acids. NCBI's taxonomy places the organism in Eukaryota, Fungi, Ascomycota, Eurotiomycetes, Eurotiales, Aspergillaceae. The transcript has 2 exons.